GGUGUAGCUAGUCUCCGCUUCGCUGUGGUUGAGAACUCUGCUGUGGAGGCGACGAAGCAGGUGCCUUACGCUUUGUGGUCGUCCAGGCUGUCGUAUGGAUACGACCUGGUGUUGCUCCGACGCCCACGCCAGCUGUUGAUCCGAAUCGGAUAGUAAGAAGGACCGAAAAGAGGAGAGCUCUCGGUCGAAAGGAGUGGCAGCUGCGACGGACGGAGUGUAGUGGAAUCAAGUGUGUGUGCGCGUGUGUUCAUGCCGUAACCUUGUGGGCGUACAUAAACUUGUAGCGUCGCGUCUGUUGUGCGGGAUUCCCAGCUACUCGGAAGAGUUAAUGGACAUCCAUUCAUAGAGCGGAAAGCUCCCACUGCCAUGACACACCGGUCCCGCCUGACAUCGAAGAGGAAUUGAAGCAGAAGCAAAUAUGAAGCCUCUAUGGAUCCUCCUCCCUUGCCUCCUGGUGGUUUCUUCUAUGGUGGCGGAAGUCGAUGGCUUCAGCCACUGUGGCAAGUGCGUGCUAGGGCAGAAUAGGCUCACUUGCCCGGACGUCAUGAGCCAAGAGCGCUUCGAGGUCACCAUUGAGGACUACAACGGGACGAGCGAGAGCGUGUUCCAGUUGAAGUGCAUGCACAGAGCCAAAUCGGUGAACUUCUCUCUGAUCGAUGACUGCAGUUUCCCGAACGUGAAAUACGUGAUCUUCGAGCGGUGCCCGAAGCCCAACGUGACGUUCGCCGAGGUGUUCCGGAGCAGCGGGAUCGAGCCCGAGAACGUUCUCAGCUUCACCUUCAUAUCUGUGUUCACUGAGCAGCCCGGCGAGGAUCUGGAGGAGUGGCACUUCCAAGGGCUGAGCAACCUGACCAGUCUGAAGCUUCGAGGCAACAACUUUCAGUCUCUGCCGCCGAAUAUCCUGAAAUACACGCCCAAACUGACUUACUUUCAGCUCUCAUUCAACAAUAUUUCCACUGUCUCAGAAACGCUUUUCCAGAAUACGACCCAACUCAAAACUCUCCACCUUUUCAAAAACGGAUUCACGCACUUGCCAAAAGGACUGUUCCAAAAUUUGAAUAAACUCACCAACAUCAGUCUGUGGGGUAACAAUAUUGAGCGAAUUGGUCCCAAACUGUUCCAAAAUCUGCCAUCCUUAUGGUCCCUGGAAUUAAGCUAUAACAAAAUAUCGACCUUGCAUCCUGAAGCAUUUGCAAGUAUUCCAAAUGCAGGCAAGAUAUUGUUGCACAAUAACAGGAUCGAGAGCCUACCUGAACAUUUGUUUAGUAACUGCACCAACUUAGAAUAUGCUCAUAUGAGUAAUAACAGAAUAACGUCCCUGCAUUCAGAACUGUUUAGAGAAACGAAGAAAAUCUACAGCAUAGAGCUCAACAACAACAUGAUAUCCAGUCUCCCUGAAGAUCUGUUUAAAGGGUUAACCAAAUUAGGAAAGUUAAAGAUGAAAAGGAAUGCACUGAAGACCCUCCCCUCAGGACUUCUGUCAGACUUAUCUAAGUUGGAGGUUCUGGAUCUUCAGUCAAAUAUCAUCGAAGAACUUCCAUCGGGAUUCUUGGACAAUCAGCGAAUUAUGGACAUAUUAAUCUUGAAGAAUAACAGCCUUGCAGAAUUACCAGAGGGGAUUUUCAAAAACUGUGCGGGGCUCCGUCAACUUUACAUGAGCCACAACAAAUUUAGUACCCUGCAAAGCUCCUGGUUUCCAGCUCCAGUCACGACUCUCAGGGAACUGGACUUGGAAAGCAAUAAUAUCUCGUUCUCCUUAUUGGCGAGUGGACAAGGAAUUUCAGUUGAAGAGAACUUCCCUCUCUUGAGUCAAGUCAACUUAGAGAAGAUUAAACUUGGAAAUAACAGAAUCACAGCUGUUCCCCAAGCAUUUAGUAGUAACUUUGUGAACCUCACAGAACUGAGCUUGACUCAUAAUGAUAUUGAAUUUGUGGAUGCCAGUGAUCUUAUCUUUAAAUCUGAUGAAGUAGCUCUUCACCUCGAAAACAAUAAAAUCAGAACCAUUGAUUUACAACACAUACAAAAUAUUGCACCCUAUAAGGUGAUUGAUCUUUUCAUGGCAGGUAACCGACUCAUAUGUGACUGCAAUCUAUACUGGUUUUUGAGAAUAUUGCAAGGAAAACAUUUAGGUGGAGAAGUAUCUCCACUUAGAGUUAACAAGCCUGAAGAAUUGACCUGCUUAUACAUUGACGAUGAAACCACAUUCAAACCACUAAAGAGUGUCAGCUCAGAAAUGCUUACUUGUAGACUACAGGAGUGUCCUGAGAGGUGCAAGUGCUAUAGAAGGCCACAUGACAAUAUGUACAUUGUCGAUUGUGCAUAUCAGAAGCUUCAUAAGAUACCAAGCAUCAUCAGUCAGGAAGAACAGAAUUUACACAACUAUUCCCUCACCUUAAACCUAAGGAACAACAGUAUUUCUAACCUAGAUCAGGUACAAAACCCAGAAUACCGCUAUUUGGUGAACUUGACAAUUCCAAAUAACAAUCUCGUCUCCUUGAAUGAAUCGAUUCUACCAGACAGCUUGAGGGUCCUUGAUAUCCGCGGGAACGAGUUUACUUACUUAGAACCAUCAGUGAUAGACUACUUUAAUAAGACUGAUAUAACUCUAAGUCUUGGAGAGAAUCCAUGGGAAUGUGACUGCAAACUUAGCGAUCUUCAGAGCUUCCUCAGAAUUCAAGAGCUGAAGGUUUUGGACUUCCACAACAUCCGCUGUAUGAAUUUCAACGAGACACUGGUGGACGUGACGGAAGGGGACAUGUGCCCCAUUGUCUUGCCCCCAGAGGUCAUCAUUGCCAGCACAGUGAUCAGCAUGUUCUUGAUUCUCUCUGGGGUCUUAGUUACUGUUAGCUUUUGGAAGUACAAGGAAGAAAUCAAAGUUUGGCUCUUCACUCACCGGUUGUGCCUGUGGGCCGUGGUACAUGAGGAGUAUGAUAACAACAAGAAGUAUGACGCUUUCAUCAGUUACUCCAAUAAGGAUGAAGAAUUUGUGAACACUGUAUUAGUGCCAGGACUGGAGUCUGGGGAUCCAAAGUACAAAGUAUGCUUACACUACCGUGACUGGUUGCCUGGAGCUUAUAUUCAGCAGCAGAUUACUCAGAGUGUGGAAGCAAGUCGCAGGACCAUCGUCGUGCUCUCAUCAAAUUUCAUAGAAAAUGUUUGGGGUCAUCUUGAGUUCAAGACAGCUCACUGCCAAGCUUUGAAAGACAGGCACAAUAGAGUUAUUGUUAUUGUACUUGGAGAGGUUCCUCCAGAGAAGGAGCUGGACGAAGAGCUAAAAUUGUACCUCUCAACUAGAACUUACCUCCAAUUCGGUGACCCCAAGUUCUGGGAGAAGUUGCGGUAUGCAAUGCCACACCCCUAUGACCUCAUCUACAAAAAGCAAAGGAGACGGAGAGACACAGAUAAAUUAGAAUUGGUGAAGUCGGAUUCAAAGGAGAGCAAGUGAAAAUGCAAGAAAACCUAAUGGAAAAGGACAUUGGAGUUGUGUUCAUAAGCAGAGUUUGGAAAUAACAAACUACUUUUAGAUUUGAAAAUUAGUCUCCACUUAUAAAUUUAUUUACCCCAAAGUAAUGAUUAUUGUCACCAUUACCUGUGAUAUUCCUUGUUGUACUGAUUGCAAAAAAUAAUGGCAAAACUGUGAGUAGCCCUACUUACUUUCAAUAUUUUCUCUAUCUGUCUAUGCCUUUUUACAGAAAUACUGUUAUAGGCACUAAUGAAAGUUUGGGGGAUAUCAUACUGGUUUUCCUGUUUUUCUAAAUAAACUUAUAAGUUAAAGGCAAUUUUAAAGUCUAAAAAUAUGGAUGGUACUUUCCUACUCAAAUUAUAUGUAUGUGUUACAAGAAAUGUUUUUGUUACUCUUGUUUACUAGGAAGAUAGUGCUAUAUGAUACUCAUUGAAAAUAAGUUUGAUAUUGUUGAAUAAUGUAUCUUAGUAAGUGAGGAGAGAUCCUGUAAAUGUAAAUGAUAAUCUGUCUUGGAAUAAUGAAAGUGUGCAAUACAAUUAACGGUUGGCUGAAACAAAACUUUGUAUUAGCCAGAGAAAGUUGCUAACCUAUGGAUUCAGUGCUGCAACCGAGUACCAUUGAUUGAGACAACUGUGAAAAUAUGAAUAUAUAUAUAUUUUUUUUUUUUUUUUUUUUUUUUUUGCCUUUUGAGGUCUAAAAAUAAACAAUUGAAAAAAUGAAUGUCAAGGGUGAAAGGAAAACUGCCACAGUAAGAAAUGAAUAUGAAUCAUAAAGUUUCAAACUCUUCACAAGUUCCUCUUCAGACAAAUGAUAUAUAUGAACAAAGAGAAGAUGGACAAUUUUGAUAAUGGUGGUGAAAAAAAACAAAAAAAAACAGUGGAUAAAAUUAAAUUUAUUGAAAAGUGGCAUCUCUCCAUAAUAACUGUUUACUAACUAGACUACUCUGUAUUCUCUGUGAAUCCUCUGUUCAUAAAUAGUCUUGUAAUAACCGUAUUCAUUACUGUAGCUGAUUACAACUUGGCUUGACAGUAAUGCGCAAUUUACAUUUUCUCUAGUCAUAUGCCUACAAAAGGUCUAGCUUACUAACCUCUAAUUAUGCUUAUCCUCUAUUGUUUUUUUAUUUUGUUUAUUUUAGGAAUAUACAAUGAAUACCAAUUUGUGAAAACAAACUGCUCAAACUAAAACUAUCCUUUUGAAUAUUUUGUAUUAUCCUAGAUUUUUGUAUUAGGCUGUAAU
Molecule: messenger RNA, 4699 nt
Organism: Penaeus chinensis
Lineage: Eukaryota; Metazoa; Arthropoda; Malacostraca; Decapoda; Penaeidae
Product: protein toll-like
Exons: 6
Coding region: 419-3445 (1008 amino acids)
Biological process (GO): immune response; toll-like receptor signaling pathway
Cellular component (GO): membrane
Molecular function (GO): transmembrane signaling receptor activity; protein binding
Source: RefSeq, a predicted model, not a curated record